GGUGAUUUCAUGAAGCGCACGGUGAUGUGCAUUACAGUCGUGAAACUAGAAGCUGCGUAAUAUUCAAUAGCUUGGUCUCUUCAUUCGUGUCUUAAAACAGCAGACAAGCGUUCACCUCGCUUUUAUUCCCUUUUGUGCUCUGAGUUCUUGUUUGGUCUGCCUGCUGUUGCCGCGUGUCGUUCUGAAAAACGAAAUUUCAUCUAUUUCUUGCCACUUCACGCACGGCGCACGUUCUCGCACGAUUCACUUCACGGCCCUGCGGCGUCCGCUUUCGUCGUGCUGUCAUUUGCUCUUAGUCUGUUCAUUGUUCGCUUACUUUUCUUCCAGCCUAAAUUGGUUUCGAAAUUCUUCCCGCAUUUCAUAGUGUGGUUCGUCCCCCCUCCCCCCUAUUCCCCCCCCUUCCUCCCGUCUUUUGCUUUCUGUUCAUUGUUUUCUUUUCAUUUCAUUCGGCAAGAGGAGAGCGGGGCGCUCUAUUCGUUGUGGCCGUUCUCCGUGGUAUUGAAGUUUUCUUUCUGGUCUUCUUUUCGGUGCUGCUGCGUCGACAGUUUGUAGUAAUAAAAAAUAAGAAGACACCAUAAACGUUAAGGACUCACCGCCGACAAGGAAAAAUGCCGAGUGUGGUGUGUGUGUGGCGUGGCACGGAUGAGAUCGACAAUGCCCUGGAGCACCUUGACGAACGCAAGGUGCAGCUGCUCUUCUCCAAGUUCCCCGUCGGAUCCGGCACCUUCAAGCGCAACAAGUUCAUCUACGUCCAGUACAUCGGUCCGAAGUGCAGUAUCGUGAAGCGCGGUCAGGGGAUAAACGAGAUCGCCACCUUCACCGCGAAGAACAUCUGCGGCGUCCCCGGCUUCUCGACAACCGACAAGGCAUCCCUCUCCUUCGACUCGUUGGUGCGCCAAAUGAAGGACACCUUCGUCACCGACAACGGCGUCUUCUCGAUGGAGCAGAUCCGCCAGGAGUACCGCAACCGCCUCGCCGAGGAGCAGAAGAUGAUGCACUCUGAAAAAGUGCAGGCGAGCACGGCGGCGGCAGUGGCGAAGCGCGGACGUCGCAACACCGGACCAAACGUGAGGGUGAUGACACCUCGCGCAGCGCCGCCAUCGCCGCCGAAGGUGGAGCGGCCGAUGACGCCGAUGGACAACUCAGAGCGCACAAGGCGCGUCCUCGACUCGCUCCGCCAGGAUAGCGGCUCCAUUAACUGGGCGGUUUUCGAGGCCGAUCCGCAGACGCUGAGGGUGCGUGCCUACGGCCGUCAGGGCAUCUUUGAGAUGGUGGGCAACCUCCCCGACGACGCGUGGCUUUUUGGCCUUUUUCGGCUGUCCUUUAGCACUGGUCAAGAGCGGCAGCGUCGUGUCAUUUUUUUCCAGUGGAUCGGUAGCAAUCUGAAGACGGUGCGAGGCGGCUCGACCGCUGGCGUGUAUCCGUCUUUGGCGAAAGCCCUCGCCCCGUUCCGCUACGAGGUGUACCUCGUCGGCCGUCAAGACCUCAAGCCGCAGGAGAUCAUCAACAAGUGCAAGAGCGCCUUUCUGCCGCAGAAGCAGAAGAACGGCGGUGCAAAGGAGCUGAUGUUGGACAGCAGCAUUUUCACUGAGGAGAACUACCGCAGCGCAAUGGAGGACGAUCAACAGGAGGCGGCGGCGAUUGAGGAGCCACAGAGGGCAUCAACGAAGACGACGGCGCCGAUUCUCCCGGAAGGCAUGGAGCAGAGUCUGGCUAGCUUGAACACCGUGGCGGACGCCAACACCCCAGCGCAGAGCUUCGAUAUUGAAGAGACGAUCGACCUCGUACAGGCCAACCAAGGGGGACUCGUGUGGGCCAUUUUUGAGGUUCAUUACUAG
Messenger RNA from Leptomonas pyrrhocoris, 1838 nucleotides. RefSeq lists its product as hypothetical. Gene Ontology annotation, molecular function: actin filament binding. NCBI's taxonomy places the organism in Eukaryota, Euglenozoa, Kinetoplastea, Trypanosomatida, Trypanosomatidae. The record is from RefSeq and is a predicted model, not a curated record. Gene Ontology annotation, cellular component: plasma membrane; cortical actin cytoskeleton; actin filament. Gene Ontology annotation, biological process: regulation of actin filament polymerization. The coding region runs from base 609 to 1838 and encodes 409 amino acids. The transcript has a single exon.